AUGAAAAACAAGUUUCCGCAAAAAUAUCGAAUUUCGGAUAUGAUUUUCCGGCGCUCUCUUUUACAGGACUUUUCUCCGUCGCAGAAUAAUGGUGCAAUUGGAAUGCUCGUCCGAGUCUUCUACACACAUUUCAUAAUUAUCUUUCUCGUUCUUUUGGUUUUGGACAAUGUUUUUGAGCCGUUCUUUUAUGUCGGUUGGUUCAUAGCGACAUUGUCGGCCGCCAUGCCGACGCUUCCUCCGAAGGAAGCAAAGGAGGCUCCAGGACUGAGGUUGGAAACUCGAUAUGGUGAAGAUAACGAUAUUCAUGAACUUCGAGAAUUUGUUCGCGACAGAUCUAGGAUUUUAGUUGAGGCUGAAGCUUGUGAAGCGUUCCAUGCAAAGCGGGCGCGAGAGUGUCAACAAGCCAAUGCAAGCCUUUUCUUUUGUCAUAACCAGAAGCCUAGCUGCUUCCAACAACCCAAGAACUGUAAUGACCAUAACCCCCUUCUCAAACAUGUUUUUAUUACAGCUUUACUUAUCUGUUGGAGGGAAACCCCCAGCCGUGCUACUAUAGUCUCAGACUCACACAGCACGUUAAAAGGAAUAAUAAUAAUAAUAAUAAUAAUAAGCCAAUGCAAGCGAAACCAUUGGGGCAACCGUGCAGGAAGGUGUAUUGGUUACCCGGGAACAAUUGAAAUCGUUUUGGAAAUUGGUUGAACGGCCCAAUUCAGAAGACGAGCAAUCGGACUCCUUAGCUUACGAUUACCUUCCUGAUCGAUAUAUACGUCUUGUGGAGAUCAAGCCAGGCGGAGAGAAUGAUGAACUGAAACUACACAUCUACACUAAACUGUUUUGGCCAGAUUCUAGGACAUAUUGGCGAAAUCAUCGACCACAGAUCCCAAAAUAUUCAGCUUUGUCAUACAUGUGGUACAAUGCCGCGAGAACAGGGAAGAUUCGGGUCAAUUGCGAUGGGGCCAGCAAGUCACUCGACUACAACAUCAAUGCAUUCUUGCAUGAGCUGCGAAAACGUGGAGAGCUUGGCCCCUUGUGGUUUGAUGUUCUUUCGAUAGAUCAAAAGGAUGAUGAAGAGAAAAGGAGAACGAUUGGAAUCAUGGACGAAAUUUAG
Hymenoscyphus albidus is the source of this 1105-nucleotide messenger RNA. The record is from the annotation of a GenBank genome assembly. Lineage: Eukaryota; Fungi; Ascomycota; Leotiomycetes; Helotiales; Helotiaceae.